Oncorhynchus keta (chum salmon) is the source of this 3025-nucleotide messenger RNA. RefSeq lists its product as uncharacterized. The record is from RefSeq and is a predicted model, not a curated record. Bases 832 to 2133 code for a protein of 433 amino acids. NCBI's taxonomy places the organism in Eukaryota, Metazoa, Chordata, Actinopteri, Salmoniformes, Salmonidae. The transcript has 2 exons.
UAGUAAGUAAACCAGAGGAAAUGGUCAGGGUGACAACUGAUCAUUUCCAAGGUUUAUUUAAGGAAAGGGAAAUAGAUGUAGAGCAGGGAAACGUGUUUUUAGAACACUUGUCCCGGCGGUUGCCAGAGGACAUUAGAGACGUGAUGGAGGCCCAGAUCUCACUAGAAGAGGUUGAGAGCGCUCUUAGGAGGAUGGGAAAAGGGAAGGUGCCUGGGAUGGAUGGGCUGCCGGCUGAGUUUUACCUCAAGUUUUGGGGUAUAUUUGGACCAGUGGUUCUCGAAGUCUUGAAGGCCAUCCUUGAGACGGGGGUCCCGGGGGGAUCAAUGGCUGUUGGUGUGCUGUCACUUCUUUAUAAGAAGGGGGAAGCAACUGACCUUGGCAACUGGCGGCCAUUGACCAUGCUGUGCAUAGAUUACAAGAUUCUUGCAAAGGUUUUAGCAGACCGGUUGCGCACAGCCCUUCCCUACGUCGUCCACGAGGAUCAGACGUGCGGGGUAGAGGGCCGCUCUAUAAGAUGGAACCUACAGUUGAUCAGGGAUUCCAUCGCUUGGGUUGAAGAUAGAGGGCUGCCUUUAAUGGUAGCAGCGCUAGAUCAGGCGAAAGCUUUUGAUCGCGUGAAUAGAUCUAUUCUAUUCAGGGUGUUAGGUAGAUUAGGAUUUGGGGAGAAGUUUAUAGGAUGGAUUCGUACAUUAUAUGUCGGAGCGGGGUGUCGAGUUAGUGUAAAUAGUCCCUUAGGUGACGUUUUUGACCUCUCCUCUGGGGGCUGCCAUUAGGGCAGACACAGGGGUGGAAGGCUUGUUGAUCCCUGGAAGUGGUGGGCUGCGUGUUAAGAUGACGCAGUACGCCGACGACACUUCCUUGCUGUUGUGCAAGGACUCGUGCCUGACAAGGUCCCUUGCCAUCUUUGGGGAUUUCACCCGAGCGUCGGGAGCAGUUCUGAACCAUGCAAAGUCUUCCGUCAAGUUUUUCGGAAGAUGGCGCGGUAGAACGGAUGUGCCUGGGGGUUUAUCUCUCUGCGAAGGGGCCCUGAGGAUUCUCGGGGUUCAUUUUGAGACCUCCGGCUCAGCGACGCUAAACUGGAACAUGCGUAUCGCAGUGGUACAGAGGAAGCUAGCAAUGUGGAAGGCUAGGUAUUUGUCUUUUAUGGGCAAAGUCCUGGUCCUAAAGGUGGAUGUGUUGCCGUCUCUUUUGUAUUUGGCGUACAUCUACCCAUUGCCGGCUUGUCUGAGGAGGCCUCUAGUGAGGCUUGUGUUUCAGUUUAUGUGGAGUGGCAGGUUCGAGUGGGUCGCUAGGGCACGCAUGAUCUGUCCCAUCGGGGAGGGAGGUAGGGGGGUACCACAUUUCCCCCUCAAGCUGGACUCAAUUUUUGUUUCUUUCUUGUUAGCGGAGCUUGCUCAGCCAGUGAUACACCCGUCCGGUUACCUCCUGCGGGUGUUCUUCUCGUAUCAGGCGAGAAGCGUAAUGGUGUGGUCUAACGCGGGUCCUCGGGCAGAACAGCUGCCGUGGCACUUUGGUCAUGCGGCCCGAGUAGGUUUAGACCACAGGCACCUGUACGAGGAGGUCAGGCAGGCAGAGAGUCCUGCGCCCGUAGCGGGCAUCUCGUCAGUGGUCUGGGAGGGAGUGCAGGCGCGGGGCCUGGACAACGGGCUCAAGGACCUGAAUUGGUUGAACCUUCAUAAGCGUUUGCCGGUACUUUCCAUCUUGUACCGGUAUAGUUUGGUGCAAUCCCCCACCUGUCCAAGAUCCUCUUGUGGCAGGGAGGAGACUGUGCGCCAUGCCUUCUGGGACUGUGCCUUUGCCGGACUAGUCUGGGCUAGGGCACGGGUGAUGCUAGGUGUGGUUAGGAGUGAUUUUGUUUUGACAUGGGCUAGGCUAGAGAGAGGCAAAGGGAGAGCAAAGGGAACGGAUAGGGACAGGUUUCUGUUCUGGCUUCUCAUGAGUCUCUUUAAAAAGGGAGUGUGGGAAGCCAGGAAGAAUUUAGUCAAGACAGGGAGAGAUUGGGGGGUGGAAGGGAUAGUGAGAAGGGUGGAAGGUGAUUUGAGGGGGAGGAUGAAGAGGGAGGAGAGGAAGUGGGGGAAGCAUGCGGCACGGGAGAGGUGGAAAGGGGGUUUAGGGCUGGGAGUGUUAGAGUGAGUUUGGUAAGGGGAUAGAUUAGGGAAAGGGUUAGGUAUUGGUUAGGUAUGACGGGGAGGGACGAUGCUCCCCUGAGGUUUGUUUUUGUUUGAUAUUUUUGUAAAUAGAAUUCAUUAAGAAUGAAUGAGAAUUAUGAUUUUGUAAUAGUAUGAAUGGUAUUGAUGGUAAUAAAUUAUUUUAACCACUUUUUGGUGUGCUUCCUAUCUUUAAGUUUCUUGUGGGUUUUUCUUUUGUUUGCUUCUUCUUGGGCAGAUUUAGUGGGUGUCUUUUAGGUCCCAGUUGUUGUUGCUAGUCAACUUUCAGUGGACACCUCCAUAGUGUCUUUCAGAACCCCUCCUAAGACCCAGCCAGUUUAGUUGUGGUUCUUGUCAGUGACUCUUUGUUAGUUUCCUCUUCUAUUUAAAUGACAUUUCUGGUUUUCUUGCUGGGGAACGUAACAAACAAUGGAGUACAAAAAGCUUAUAUUUUCAGUUGGAUAUUGCAUCCAAUUAACAUUUUAAUCAAUGGCAUUUCCUUAAGGUGCUCAUUAGUCUUUCAGUUGUUGAUCUUCUGUUUUAUUAAAUCUUAUGUUGUGUACUAAAUCAUUCUGUUUAUUUUCAUUUUUUUAUUUGUUUUUUUCCUGUGAAGCUAUUGUGUUGCAUCCAUGUCUGAAAUGUACUCUAUAAUUAAAUCUUGAUUUAAACAUAUUGCAAAACAAAUUAACCCAAUGACUGAAAAUCAAGACUCUUGCAAGGCAACACAUAUCUUUGUAUGAAAAACUGUAACUUCAGUUUUUCUCCCACUAUGUCAAAAUAGUGCAUGGUAUGUAAGUUUAGUAUCACUUUUCAACCAACCCAUUGGUUAAAAAGUAAUUGAAAUCAACAAUAAGUCGAAGGACUCAACUACUGAAACA